Messenger RNA from Trichobilharzia regenti, 2973 nucleotides. NCBI's taxonomy places the organism in Eukaryota, Metazoa, Platyhelminthes, Trematoda, Strigeidida, Schistosomatidae. The record is from the annotation of a GenBank genome assembly.
ACGUCACGCUAUACUAGGUGCAGACUUCCUAAGUCACUUCAAUCUGUUAGUUGAUAUCAGCAAGAAAAAACUGGUUGACAAUUGCACCCAACUCAAGAUCCACGGUAUUACAUGUGACUACUCGGUUCAUAGCAUCUGUAUAGAAAAGCCGGAGAGUGAAAUGUUUUCUGCUUUAUUGAAACGAUUUCCUAAAAUCCUUAAACCAUCAUACAACUCCGAAGAUAUAUCUCAUACAGUUACGCAUAAGAUCAUCACAACAGGACAACCUGUGAAGGCACGUCCACGACGGUUACCACCCGAUAAACUAGCAGCAGCUAAGUCGGAAUUUGAACAUAUGAUGCAGUUAGGUAUCAUACGACCAUCUAACAGCCCAUGGUCUUCACCUCUGCACAUGGUACCUAAAACUAAUCAUGACUGGCGACCAUGUGGAGAUUAUCGCGCUUUGAAUAACGCUACGGUCCCAGAUCGUUAUCCUAUACCUCAUCUCCACGACUUCUCCUUGAACUUACAUGGAAAGACCGUUUUUACCAAAGUUGACUUGGUCAGGGCAUAUCAUCAAAUACCAGUCGCUCCAGAAGACAUUGCAAAAACAGCAAUUAUUACGCCUUUUGGAUUAUUCGAAUUCUUGAGAAUGCCUUUCGGACUAAAGAAUGCUGCUCAAACAUUUCAGCGUUUUAUGGACCAAGUUACCCAAGGUCUUGAUUUCGUCUUUGUAUAUAUCGACGAUGUCUUAAUUGCCAGCUCAUCGAUGGAAGAACAUAUGCAACACUUAAGCUUGUUAUUUCAAAGGUUUGAACAAUUUGGAGUUGUUAUCAAUCCAAAGAAAUGUAUUUUUGGUUCCCCUUCCAUUGAAUUCUUAGGACAUCGAAUAACUGCCGAAGGCAUCAGACCUACCGAAGAUAAGAUAGAAACUAUUAAGAACUUUCCCGAACCUGAUUCCUUAAAGAAACUUAGACGUUUUCUCGGGAUGUUCAACUUCUACCGACGUUUUAUUCCAUCAUGUGCCUCCAUAGUUCAGCCACUGACCGACCUACUUAGAUGCAAUUCGAAGAAAUUUCAGUGGUCUGAAGAAGCAAAAGCAGCAUUUAAUAAUGCAAAAGAUGCCUUAUCCAACGUCGUAAUGUUAUCUCACAUCAACCCAGAAGCUUCACUCAUUUUAUGUACAGAUGCAUCGCAGGUAGCAGUGGGAGCAGUUUUACAACAAAAGUUCAAUAAUGACAUCACUCCACUUGCUUUCUUCUCCAAAAAGUUGGAACCUGCGCAAACUCGUUACAGUACCUUUGGCAGAGAACUGUUAGCCAUCUACCUAGCAGUGAAACAUUUCAGCUUCUUACUACAAGGUCGACAUUUUACUAUCUUAACCGACCAUAAGCCUCUUUGUUAUGCUUUCACCACUUCGUUGGACAGACACUCUCCGAGAGAAGCCAGACAACUGGAUUACAUCUCACAAUUCUCCACAGACAUCCAGUUCAUCAAAGGAGAUUCUAAUAUCGUAGCCGAUUCUCUUUCAAGAAGUGACAUUAACCAGCUCCAAACGUCGGUAGACAUCAGUCUUGAUCGUAUGGCUCAAUUACAAAAAGAUGACGUUGAACUCCAAACCUGCCGCAGAAACUCUUCCUUACAGCUCAAAGAUGUGCCUAUCCCCUUAUCAGAUGCAACCAUAGUCUGCGAUGUAUCUACCGGCACUAAUCGUCCAUUUGUCCCUCUCAGUUGCCGAAAAGCAUUGUUCGAACAUUUACAUUCGCUUUCCCACCCUGGAGUACGCGCCACGGUCAGGCUGAUCGGCGAACGCUUCGUGUGGCCUAAAAUGAACUCUGACAUUCGGAGAUGGGCACGAGAAUGUAUCCAAUGCCAAUGCUCCAAAGUACACCGCCACACUAUUACCACCCCGAAGACGUUUGAAUUACCCGAAAGGAGAUUUCAGCAUAUCCAUAUAGAUAUCGUGGGACCAUUGCCAACAUCAAGGGGAUAUACACAUAUCCUGACAGCGAUUGAUAGAUUUACUCGUUGGGCUAUUGCAUGCCCCUUAAACGACAUAUCUGCUGAAAACGUUGCUUUAGUUUUUCUUGACCGCUGGGUGUCAAACUACGGUGUACCAACUACUAUUACAUCCGACCGCGGUCCUCAAUUCCAAUCGACACUCUUUCGCGAACUGACGAGACUUCUGGGAGUGAAACAUAUCUCCACAACAGCCUAUCAUCCGGCAGCGAAUGGUCUAGUGGAAAGAUUCCACAGACAACUGAAAAGCUCCCUGAUGGCGCAGAAUGAUACAUCUAAGUGGAGUGAAUACUUACCUUUGAUUUUACUUGGUAUCCGUUCUACUAUCAAAGAAGAUUUAGGAUGUACACCGGCUCAACUUGUCUAUGGCACCAACCUAACCUUGCCUGGACAGCUAGUCCCCUCAGCCGAUUCCACAGACGUGAACAUUGCCGACUUCACUAACCGAUUAACUAGACAAAUGCUUCAACUUCAACCAACAGCACCUCGACAAUCUCCCCGAAGAGAUCAGAUCAACAAAAAUCUACAAACUUGCAAAUUCGUCUUCAUUCGAGUCGACGCCAUCAGAAAAGGAUUGCAACCUCCAUACGAAGGACCCUUUCAAGUUAUUAAACGUUCAGACAAACACUUUACAGUGAACAAGAAUGGAAGACGAGAGACUGUUUCAAUUGAUCGAAUCAAACCCGCAUACACCGACAACGACUUUGAAUCUACAUCGGCAGCUGCGCAAUCAAAUAAUCAAACAUCCGACUCCACUCCACCGGCACCAAGUCUUAUCCUCCCUCCAUAUCACACACGUAGUGGUCGGCAAAUCAGUAAACCGGCUCGCUACGUUCAUUUUGAGGACUAACAAAAGAAAAAUAAUUAAAAAUUAUUAUUAUUUUUUUUCGUUUAGACAUUAUCAUCAUGACGGUUAGUAUUUCGUCGUAAACUUUGAUGUUACUAUCACUAUUAUUUAUUUAUAUGUACCUCACC